Molecule: messenger RNA, 747 nt
Organism: Moesziomyces aphidis
Lineage: Eukaryota; Fungi; Basidiomycota; Ustilaginomycetes; Ustilaginales; Ustilaginaceae
Source: the annotation of a GenBank genome assembly
AUGACGACGCCUGAUCGCUUGGGAGCACCUGAAGACCUUGGAGUUGUCGAACUCUUCGGCACCUCCUCCUCCACCUUUACACGAUCCAUUGCGCUUGGGCUGCACGAGCUGGGGAUCCCGUUCAUCGCCAUUGAACGGGCUGCGCAUUCGGCCGACAUCAAGUCUCGUAACCCCUACGGGACGGUACCCAUUCUCGUCCACCGUCCCGACGGUCUCUACACCCAGCCCUCGGACAUUGUAACGCUGUAUGAGCCGAGUGCGAUUCGUCGAUACAUUGACGAGUUCCUUGCACCUAUCGUUCACACCAAAGGCAGCGUCAAACACCUCACUCCGCCCCUUACGAUCCAAGCGGGCAUUAACCAUGCCAAAACCGUCAUCGAAAGAGCUGGUCUCGAUGGAAAAGUAGCCAGCUUCAUUCAGUCCCUCUAUCCAGCUGUGGAAGGAGGCGUGGUUAAACCGGGGAUUCAAAUGAAGAAGAAUGGCGCCGAUAGCGAGUCCAUCCUCGUGGCCCUCCAACCUGGCCUCGACAGAGUUCAUCAACUCAUGGAAAUUGUCGAACACCAAAUGCAAAGCUGGGACCAGGCAACAGUGACGUGGGCAGAUCUUUUCCUGUAUCCCAUCGCAGAUGAUCUCAGAAACUCACCAGCUGCAGACCUCGUGGCGGGCAACAGCCCUGCUUUCCCAAAGAUCGCAGCAUGGAUCACAAACAUGGACGCCCGUCAAAGCGUCCACGCCAUCAAGUCGUAG